Molecule: messenger RNA, 944 nt
Organism: Leptopilina boulardi
Lineage: Eukaryota; Metazoa; Arthropoda; Insecta; Hymenoptera; Figitidae
Gene: Spase22-23
Product: signal peptidase complex subunit 3
Exons: 5
Coding region: 279-818 (179 amino acids)
Biological process (GO): protein targeting to ER
Cellular component (GO): membrane; signal peptidase complex
Source: RefSeq, a predicted model, not a curated record
CAUGACGUUUGUUUGUAAUUCAGUGACCUGGCAUGUGGCAAAAUUGUGACAGAUUCAUUCCUUUUUUUGCAUUAGAGAAAAAAAUCUAUUAAUUCUUAUUUGGCUAAUAAAACAAUUAUUAGUUAAUUUAGUUUUUAUUCAUUUAUCAGUUUAAUUAAAUUCUAGUCUUUCACUUUUUUUUUUCUCUAAUUUAUAAUUAUUGACAGAUUAUUCCUAACCUAAUUGUCCGCUUACCGGGUUGAAUUAUUAUUAAUUUUUAAAAUAUAAAGAAAAUUAAAAUGCACUCAGUUCUAACGAGAGGAAAUGCUAUAUUAGCAUAUACCCUUAGUGUUUCAGCGUGUCUCACUUUUGCCUGUUUUUUGUCAACAGUUUUUAUCGAUUAUAGAACGAAUGUUGCGCUCAACACAGGUGGAGUACUUGUAAAAAAUGUACCAGAUUUUAGUGUAUCCAGAGAAAAGAACGACUUGGGUAUUUUAAAUUUUGAUAUAAAAACUGAUCUCACCAAAUUGUUUAACUGGAAUGUUAAACAAUUAUUUUUAUACCUCACUGCUGAAUACAGUACUGAAGCAAAUGCAGUGAAUCAAGUCGUCUUAUGGGACAAAAUAAUAUUACGUGGUGAAGAAACGAAUAUUAAUAUGAAAAAAAUGAACAUGAAAUACUAUUUUUGGGAUGAUGGAAAUGGUCUCAGGGGAAAUAAAAAUGUGACACUAUCUCUAACGUAUAAUAUUAUUCCAAAUUCAGGAUUACUUCCAUUUGUUACUGCAACUGGAUCUCAUAAAUUGUUAUUCCCAUCGGAAUAUACAAAAUCGCGGAUGUAAAUUUAUUUUUAAAUGAAAUUUAGAGGUUUUUUUUAAAAAAAAUAUUUGCAUUUAACAACAAAAACAAUUUCUGUCAAAUUGUUAAAAUAUAAAGAAAAAUAAAAAUCGAAAAAUCUUUUUCACAAA